UGUUGAUUAAAUGUCAAAUUGACAGAGAGGAUUUAAAAAACAGCUGAUCGUGAUGUCUGCUUUCCCUUGAACGUGAACGUGAAUCAUUCCAAAAAUAACGAUUACCUUUCUACAGUCUGUUUCCGUGUUAAGCGUAAAUUCUUGCAUGCAAUUUUGUUAUUAAAUUGCAGCUAGUCACAAUUGCCCAAAAUGUUCAACAAGAAAAAAGAGAGGCCUAAGAGGGACCACAGUGGCAAGAAUCUAUCACAGUAUGGUCUCUUCGACAUCCCCGCAGACUUCAACACAGGCCUAGGCAAUGACAGCUUUGAUGAUGAUGCAGGAGACAGUGAUCUAGAGGCAGAACUUGCAGCUUUGAGCAGUGAUAAUGGUCCCAGCAGACCUCAGAGGAAGAAACCUGCCAAGAAGAUCAUACCUCAGGGUGAACUUGACGCUAUGGUAGCAGAUACUGUCAAGGGGGCCGAUGAAGAUGAUGAUGACAUUUCUGUUGAUGAAGAUGAUCCAGAGCUCUUAGGGGAGCUGAACGAGAUUGCUGGUGAAGAAGAGGAAGCUGACGUCACAACUGCAGCUCCCGCUCCAGAACCACCAGACUCCUCCCCCGUUUCUGAUACGAGCACAGUGCUUCUAGAACGUCUGAAAAGCUACGAGCAAGCUGAAAAGAUAGCCAAGUCUUCUGGUGAGAGUAGCAAAGCGCGGCGAUAUGGCAGAGCUAUUAAGACGCUCAAAGACCUUGUCAAACAAGCUCAGGCUGGAAAACCUGUGAAUCUGAAUGAUGAAAGUGUGCCACCAGAGAUACACGUUGGGGAUAAGAAACCUUCAAGACCUGCACCGGCACUGCCAGAUACUGAACCUCAAGAAGAUGUACCUACAGCUUCCCAAGAAUCCCCAGCUGAACCAGAUCCUGAACCAGUAACUUUGCCUAUAAAUGUACAGGAAAAUGUCGCCCAAGAAAAGGCCUCUAUAGACACGGAACUUUUGAGCGUCUUGUCAGAACGUCAGAAGCAGUACAAAAUAGCCGCAUUGAAGGCAAAAAAGGAAGGAGACGCCGAUACUGCCAUAAGAUACGUGAAGAUAGCGAAGCUGUUCGAAAACGUGAUAGCGGCCGUUCAAGAUGGCCAGGAAGUGGACCUCUCUAACAUGCCAGGUCCACCUGGCGAACCACCGGUUGAAGAGGCGAAACCUGAACAGAACGAGACUCAGAAAAAUCCCUCUUCUGAGAUUGAAGUGCCUGAAGAAGCGCAAGAUUUGCCUGAACCUGAGUUGAUCACUGCUUCUAGUGUGGGCGAGGCCUUACAGCAACGAUUAGACGUGUACAAGCAGCAUGAAUCCCAAGCAAAAGAAGAGGGAAACGCCAGCAAAGCGCGCAGGUUCGGCCGGAUAGUGAAACAGUACGAACAGGCUAUCAAACAGUACAAAGCCGGCAAACCAAUCGCCGUAGAUGAGCUGCCUACUCCGCCUGGAUACGGCCCCAUUCCCGUAGAAGGGGUACCAGCAGCAGCCCCUGCGCCUAAAGCUAAACCCCAGGUGCCUGCGUCGCCAUCCACCAGCAGCGCUGGGGACCCUACUACUAGCGGUGAGGGUGGGGCUAGCCCGGGACAGAGGAAGUCAGGUAACCACGUGUCUACAACUCACGCCGAAAAACAAGUCUUAAUCCUAUUGGCUAAGCAGAAACAAUUUAAACAGGCAGCUUUGAAUGCAAAAAAGAAAGGUGAGAUGAUGGAGGCCAAAGAGUUCCUGAGACAAGCGAAAGGAUUUGACAAGUUGAUAGAAGCUGCUAGAGCUGGUCUGCCCGUAGAUUGGUCUUCUAUACCUGUGUCACCUGAAGCUAAGUCACAGCUGGACAACGAAUAUAACAUUGCAAUGGCCGAAGAAGCAACUGAAGAAAGCUUAGCUGAUUUUGACGUAUUGGCACGAUUAGAAAACCAACUACAAAAACAGUUGAAGAUGUGCUUAUCGACCAGAGACCACAACAGGGCUUUGGGCGAUGUUGCUGGGACAAACAGAUUCGAAAGACUCGCAUUGAACGUCACCAAAGAUUUGGAUGUCUUAAGGAUGGCGAUAAAAACUUCAGGAGGCGCUGUUCCAAAGUUCCACUAUGAAACGAAGGAGUUUUCUAUUGUCAAAAGUUUCACGGACAUUCCUGACAAUUCUAUGGAAGUCACAAUUCAUCGAGGCAUUAAUUAUCAAACUGAAAAUCCUAAAGAAAUCGACACUUAUGUUACGAUUGAAUUCCCCUUCCCACAGGAUACACCUUUCACAGGCCGAACGGCCACAAUCAAAGACACUAACAAUCCUAGUUAUAACAAAACUUUCGUUAUUCCAAUACAAAGGAAUUCCAGACAGUGUCAGAGAGUAUUUAAGAGGCAUGGUAUCAAGUUUGAAGUGUAUUCUAAGGGCUGCUGUGGGGCCGCUAGCGAUUUUUUUUAUUGUUGCAGCGGAUUCUUCCGCGGCGAUUCGCUCCUAGGAACUGUCAAGGUCGAGUUGCAGCCGUUGGAGACUCGAUGUGAGAUACACGACAGUUUUGAUUUGCUAGAAGGUAGAAAGAAGGUUGGCGGUAAACUGGAAAUCCAGAUAAGAUUACGCAAUCCUAUUGUCACGCAGCAAGUGGAGCAGAUCAAAGAAAAAUGGCUUGUUAUUGAUCAGUAGCAUAUUUAUUUUAUUUUAUGGAUGUAUGUGUAUAUAUUUUAUUAUUCUGAUUAAAGUGAAUCCAAUCAAAUCAUUGCGUUGGGCUGAUGUAGUGCAAAAAAAAUAUACCAAAAACCGAAAUGUGACAGAAAGAAUAAAAAAUCUGGAUUGAAACUCAAAUCAUUGUUUUUACUGCAAAACUUGACCAUAGUUAACCUUGUCCAAUAGGAGGAAAAUAUUAAUAAAAAUAUUUUUUUAUCUAUGAUAGAUGUAGAAUCGCUGGUAGACCUGACAAAAAAGUUCAGCAUUUUUUUAAGAUUAAAUUUCCACGAUUUUAGAGAAACGUGCAAUUUUUUUAUUCUCUCUGCAUUUUAUCCAAAUGAUGUCAUGUGAAUUAUAGUAUUAAUGUAAAGCUUUAUUGUGUGUAUUUAAAAUUGAUUGAUGAAGUGAUAUAAAAUAUGUAUAUAUUGUGCAAUGCUUUUAUUGGUUAAAGUUCUAUUCGAAAAAAAAAUGCAACAGCAAAAAAUACACCCAGUGUAUCUAGCAUCAUAGAAGCGCUCUAAUGAAAAGCAAAUGUUUUUGUAGUGCUUCUGAGAUCCUGUGCCUUUAAUUGGUUUUCUGUAUACUUUUUCUAAAUAUAUGUUUUAAUCAGGA
Molecule: messenger RNA, 3276 nt
Organism: Acanthoscelides obtectus
Lineage: Eukaryota; Metazoa; Arthropoda; Insecta; Coleoptera; Chrysomelidae
Source: the annotation of a GenBank genome assembly